GUUGACAUUUGUCAUCUCAACAUGGAUGGAUAUUCGAUGAAAAAAUAUAGUAAUAAUGCGAGUACUGAAAAAGCAAACAAAAUAUGGUUCUUAUCAAGUUACAGUAACGAUUCUCGAAGCAAGACAUCUCGUUCAAAACGGAAAUCCGAUGGUCGUAGUAAAAGUUGGCAGUCAAAAAAAAAGGACCGUUGUUCGUGAAAGGACAGAUAAUCCCUUUUUUAACGAGUAUUUUGUCUUCGAUCUGAAGUGCAAUUUUGAUGCUUUUCUAAGCACGCAGAUUAUUAUAUCAGUUUAUCUACGAGGCUGCCUGGGGCGAAUCAAAUUUUACGGAAGCAUUGUUUUCGAAGUGGCGACGGUAUGGGAUCAACCAGACCACGAAUAUUAUCACAAAUGGGCAAUGCUCACGAAUCCAAAGGAUCCUUCUGGAGGAGCCAAAGGAUACGUUAAGUGUAAUAUUGUCGUUCAAGCAAGAGGCGUCAAAGUAAAAGCACAUCCGGAAACAGAUGGCGAAGACGAUAUCGAAGGAAAUUUAUUACUUCCCCUGGGAGAUGGUUUACAACUCACGAGACAAAGAGCUAGAUAUAUUUUUUCAAUUUAUCGAGCAGAUGGUUUAACCGGUUCGAUCGGCUCUUGUCACUGCUCAAGUGGUCCCAAAGAUAUUAAUCCAUUUGUGCAAAUAUCAUUUGCUGGUAUGAAGGGUUCUACGAGCGAACUGAUACACGAUUAUGAACCUCGAUUCAAUGAAAAAAUUGUUUUUAAGGAAAUGUUUCCACCUUUAUUUCAUCGUGUUAGAAUUGUUUUAAAGAAUCGUAUUAGCAGUUGCAGUAGUAAUAUAAUUGCGAUCUACAUUCUUAAUCUGAGGAAUAUUUCACAUUCCGGAGAAUACGGAUUUCUACCUACUUUCGGCCCAUCUUUUAUUCACCUUUAUGGAUACGGUUCAGCCACAAGGUAUUCUUGCACGGGAAAUUGUUCAAUUGCGUUACCAAUAUAUCGAGGAAGACUGCUGCUUUCGCUAAAAACGGAAAUCGAUGAUCCAGAAUCAUCUACGGCGACCGGAGUUCAAGUGGAAGCAGCAGCGGCCAUCAUAGAGAAAAGUUUAUGGAAGACACAGCAAUAUCUUCUGGUUGGUGUAUUAUAUGAUGUAUGCAUGAUAGAUAGAAGUCAAUUUAGGACGAAAUUCAUCAGCUUUGAAAUCAAUCUGGGGAACGCAGGGAAUCGACAAUUUUCGCACGGUCGUUGCAUUCCAAAUGAAAGUGAUGAGCCGGAAAGUGAGCAAACGAUAAAAAAAAAUUUUGAUUAUGAAAGUCAAACUCCAUCAAGAGCAACGGCUACUAUGGAUGGAAAAUAUAAUUAUAUGCCAUUAGGAUCCAGUAAACCCUGCAUAUAUGUCAAAUCCUGCUGGCCAAAUCUGCAAUGGCGCACUAUGAAUAGCAAUAUUCUUUCAUUUGUUGCCAAUUUUCUUGAAUUGGAACUUGAAAAACUAGAGGCUCUAGUUGCAGUAGAGCAUGAAAGCGCAUACGAAAAAUACAAUGAGUUGAUAAAAUCCUUAAAGCGCUAUUGUUUGGACUACAUGAAAAUGCUGGAUACGGGCAGAUUUGAGAAUGAAGGUGGCACAACUAAACUCGACAGGCACAGAGUAAAUUUGUGUCGCCAAGAGAUAAAAAAAAUUCUAAAAAUUGUUAAAAUAAAUGGGGCUCUUGUAAAUAACCAUUAUAUCAACAUCGCCAUGAUGCAUGCCUACAAAUACUUACGUAAACUACGAGGGAUUUGUGAAGACCAUAAUUUACCGGACGUAUUCAUCUGGAUGCUGGUGGGAUCAAAGCGCGUGGCUUACGCACGACUGCCGGCCUCCCGGAUCAUCUACUCUGAGGAAAACGUGGCACGUGGCUCGGAAUGUGGAGAACGCAUAAAUUUAUUCAUGAAAAAUGCAGAGGACGAAAGCGAUGCGCCCGAUUACAACGCAUGUAAAGUGGAAAUAUUUUUAUGGUUGGGAAACAUGAGAUUCGCAGCGGCUUGUUGGAGCGCUAUCCCGCCUGGUUACGAGUUGGAUCAAGAAUUGAACCUUGACACGUUUCCUCGCUUCUUCAAAUACAACGACUCCUCGAAGUUCCAGUUGCGAGCUCACGUAUAUCAAGGACGCUUUGAUCCCGGAAUGGACACAUCUGGCUUAUUGGAUCCAUUCGUGCGGGUUGUAUUUCACGGUUACACUUUGCUCACAAAAGUCAUUAAACAGAGUCUCAACCCCUUUUGGAAUCAAACCCUCAUUUUUCCUCCCGUGGAAUUACAUGGAACGAGAGAUCACCUGAAAAUCUUCCCACCAAAGAUUGUUGUAGAAGCGUUCGAUAAGGAUUUAUGUGGGACCACGGAAUUUUGCGGUAGAUGCGUUGCAACCCCGGUAGUAAAACUCAACUCGGAAACAUAUUCACCACCCAAUUUCCCACCCACUUUGCAAUGGUACAAAUUCCACUCACAAAGAGAAUGCAGUGGAGCGGUGUUAGCAGCUUUUGAACUCAUAGAGGUAGGAAAUGAAGAAGUGGUGGAUUUGCCUUUGAACGCUUCAACAAAUAACAAGAUUUAUAAAGUGCCAGACGACAUUAGGCCGAAAAUGACGAGUUACCGUUUCGAGGUAAUAUUUUGGGGCGUCCGCGACAUGAAGAAGAUAAAUUUCGUUCCAGUUCACAAACCGCGAAUUGUGAUAGAGUGCUCUGGAGUUCACAUCAAGUCGGAGGUGAUGGAAAAUGCAAAGAAAUUCUCCAAUUUCGAAGAGACUCAUCUCAUGGUUAAUUUAGAUAUGCCAGAAGAAAAUAUUUAUUGUCCUGCGAUUUCCAUAAAAGCCUACGACUCUCGAGGGUUUGGAUGUUUCAAAUAUGCAGGUGUCUGCAUUAUCCCGACUGCUUAUAAAUUUUUUCAACAAUUAAUAACUGCAGAGGAUUAUGAGAGCCAAAUUUACGAAAUGAAGACCACUGAACUUCAGAAGCGAAUGUCCUCUACAGUCUUGUCGCUUCCAUAUGAUUAUGACCAAGAAAAAGAGGAAAGCAUGGGUCUAAUUAGUUACAAGAAAAUGGCAGGGCAAGACGUGCGUUCUAAAAUAAAAAUGUUUUUUGUUUCCAUUACACGCCUCAUAAAACACAAAACUGCAGACAAAAGUAUAGAAGAAGUGUACGAAAGCGACAAAGAUGAGUCUCAUGAUUGGUGGAGCAAAUAUUACGCUUCCCUCGAGAUUUAUUCUACCGAAUUAGAAAUGCAACCACAGUUCUCAGGAUUUCAAGACAGACUCAGGACUUUCGAAUUGUGGAGAGGGAAAAAGUCUGGUGAUCCAACUUUCGAUGACAAGAAUUAUGCUGGAAAAUUCAAGGGAUUUAUAGCAAUAUACCGAUGGCCUCAUCCUGAAAAAUUGCCUUGUAAAACGAACACAGGCAGAAAUUCUGCGGAUGGUCUCUGCAACGAUUACCCUCCACAAGAGCCCCUUCAUCUACUCGUGCGGCUGUACGUCAUAAAAGGUAUCAACUUACACCCUCACGAUCCUCUCUCUGGAAAAUCUGAUCCGUACCUCCGUGUCAGUCUCGGGAAAAAUGCAAUUAACGAUAGAAAAAAUUAUGUUCCCAACCAAUUAAACCCAACCUUUGGCAGAUUGUUUGAAAUGGAGGCGAAAUUUCCGAAGGACUAUCUAUUGACGAUACAAGUUUGGGACUAUGAUGCGACUACACCCGAUGACUUGAUUGGGGAGACAAAGGUUGACAUCGAGAAUCGAUUUUACAGCAGACACCGAGCGCAAUGCGGAAUCGCGAGAACCUAUAAUACCACGGGAUACAAUGCAUGGCGAGAUCGGGAAAAACCAACUCAGAUACUGGAGUUUUUGUGCCAGAAGAACAAUUUACCGGCGCCCGACUAUCAGGAAAAUUGUGUCAAGAUAGGGAAACGAAAGUUUUCUUUUGCCGCGAACGUAAAGGAGGAUGAAAUUAAUCAGGAAGAUUGUAUGGCUUUGAACGUCCUUCAUCAUUGGGAUGAGUUCCCUAUCUGCGGUUGUCCUUUAGUACCUGAGCAUCUUGAAAGACGACCACUUUUCAACCACAAGAGAUUAGGGCUGGAGCAGGGCAAGUUAGAAAUGUGGAUAGACAUGUUUCCGAUGAACGAGCUUCCGCCAAAACCGGCGAUUGAUAUCUCGCCCCAAACCCCGGAAGACUUCGAACUUCGAGUAAUAAUCUGGAAUACCGAGAACGUUCCUCUUGUUGAUAAUCAGUUCCUGACCGGCGAAAAAUGUUCCGACAUCUACGUCAAAGGUUGGAUCCUGCCAGAAGACAUCCAGAAGACAGAUACUCACUAUAAUUCAUUGACAGGCGAGGGAAAUUUUAAUUGGAGAUUUGUAUUUCAUUUGACUUUUUCGAGGGCUGAGCAUCUACUGGUUGUCAGGAAAAAGGUAUCAGCUUUCGCGAGAGAUGAAACGGAAGUGAAACUGCCAUGCAGAUUUAACCUGCAGGUUUGGGACAGCGACCAUUUCUCGCCAGACGACUUUUUAGGAUCGCUUACUUUUGAUUUAUCGAAAAUGCCGAAGGGAAGCUCGAAUCCGAAAAACUGUACUUUGAAGCUUAUGGAUCCAAACUCACCUACUGUUAAUUUAUUCAAAAUUAGAAGGACGAAAGCUUGGUGGCCUUUCACCGCUAGUGCGAGCACAGGAAAAUACGUACAGGCUGGGAAAGUAGAAAUGGAAAUGAUAUUAGUAUCCAGCCUGGAAGCGGAGGAGCAACCAGUGGGAAAAGGAAGAAAUGCUCCUGAGCCUCUUCCUCCCCCAGAUCGACCUGACACGUCCUUUUCCUGGUUUCGAAAUCCGUGGAAAGCUUGCUGUUUCGUGGUUUGCCGCUAUUACAAGUGGAGGAUACUUUGCUGUUUUGGUUUCCUACUUCUGAUACUUCUUGUAGCUUGUGCCAUUUACGCCUUUCCUGGAUAUUUAGUCAAGCGUUUAUUGGGAGCCUAA
Molecule: messenger RNA, 4972 nt
Organism: Belonocnema kinseyi
Lineage: Eukaryota; Metazoa; Arthropoda; Insecta; Hymenoptera; Cynipidae
Product: otoferlin-like
Exons: 28
Coding region: 56-4972 (1638 amino acids)
Biological process (GO): plasma membrane organization
Cellular component (GO): membrane
Source: RefSeq, a predicted model, not a curated record